UGAGAAACAGCUCCACUGCCCUGGCAAGAACCUUGUGGCCAUGGGGACCCAGAGGGGAAGUGGUGACAGGGACGGAAGACCAGACCUCACCAGGCUCACUCAUCUGUGAUGUGAGAAAGAACAAAAGCAAGAGAAAGCUGGUUGAGGGGACAGCUGCUAGCAGCUCCGAUUGGGACCCAGGGCCACAUCUCAGACACCAGGUCACCAGGAUUCCGCAACUCCCAGCAGGUGCGGGGGCUCAGCCACAGAAUCUGGCUCUUGUCGUGAUUGCAGACGGACAGACAGGUGCUGACCUCCUCACCCCGGGCUGGCGGACAAGCCAUCGGGCUCCCCACAUACUUGCAGCUUCGCGUUCACUCAACUCUAAAAUCCCAAGUGGCAACAGGAGUCUACGUCCAUACCACCCUGAACGCACCCGGUCUCGUUUGAUCUCGGAAGCUAAGCAAAGUCGGGCCUGAUGAGGAAACUGAGGAAAAGAAGGGAAGUACUUCAUCCGAGGGCACACAGCUAACACUUUGCUGAGCCAGGACUGGAACUCAGAAUCCUGUGGAUGGCAUUUGACUGUGGCUGCGAAAAAAUAUUCUGUAAAAUUUAAAUUCCAUACAAAUGUUGGUCAGUGCAACUAUCAGUCUGGUUGGAGACAAGACUAACUGAUGCAGAACCAGCUGCAAGACGUGCAGUAAAGACUUCUUGGCAAGUCCAGCAGAACCUGAAGGACUCAUUCCAUGGAGAGAUGCUCGGUGAUGAAGGCAGCCAACGGCUCCAAGAACGGCUCGGAUUUCAACCCCAUGAAGGAUUACAUGAUUCUGAGCAGACAGCAACAGAUCGCUGUCGCGGUGCUGUGCACCCCCCUGGGCCUGCUAAGUGCCCUGGAGAACCUAGCUGUGCUCUACCUGAUCCUGUCCUCCCAGCGGCUCCGCAGGAAGCCCUCAUACCUGUUCAUUAGCAGCUUGGCUGGGGCUGACUUCCUGGCCAGUGUGGUCUUUGCCUGUAACUUUGUGAAUUUCCACGUGUUUCAUGGCGUGGAUUCCAAGGCUGUCUUUCUGCUGAAGAUCGGGAGCGUGACCAUGACCUUUACUGCCUCUGUAGGCAGCCUGCUGCUGACCGCCAUUGACCGCUUCCUCUGUCUGCGCUACCCACCUGCAUACAAAGCCCUAGUCACCCGUGGGAGGGCACUGGUGACCCUGGGCAUCAUGUGGGUCUUCUCAGCACUGGUCUCCUACCUGCCUCUCAUGGGAUGGACUUGCUGUCCCAGCCCCUGCUCUGAGCUUUUCCCUCUGAUCCCCAACGACUAUCUGCUGGGCUGGCUCCUGUUCAUUGCCUUCCUCUUCUCUGGCAUCAUCUACACCUAUGGGCACGUCCUCUGGAAGGCCCAUCAGCAUGUAGCCAGCCUGGCUGAGCACCAGGACAGGCAGGUGCCGGGAAUGGCCCGGGUGAGGCUCGAUGUGAGAUUGGCCAAGACGCUGGGGUUGGUGCUGGCUGUUCUCUUCAUAUGCUGGUUCCCGGCACUAACCCUCAUGGCCUACAGUGUGGCCACCACUCUAAGCAACGAAGUGAAGAAGGUCUUCGCCUUUUGCUCCUUGCUUUGCCUUGUCAACUCCCUGGUCAACCCUAUCAUCUAUGCCCUACGGAGCAGGGAGAUCCGUUCCUCUGCCCACCACUGCCUGGCCCGCUGGAGGAAGCACCUGAGAGGCCAUGGGCUUGAAGGAAAAGAAGACGUCCCAAGGUCCUCAGUCACUGAGACAGAGGCUGAUGUGAAAAUCACCCCAUGGCCAGAUUCUAGGGGGUCUAUCCUCUCUGGUUGCUGAUGAGGCCUGUUUCAGAGUUUUAAACAAGCCAAGUCAGAAAUCAUUUCACUCCCUGGAAGAAAGAGAACAGUCUUCACCCUCUCAUCCCACUGGAACCAGCCCCAGAGGCCUGAACACUUAAACUUCUUUGCUGAUGAGCGUUGGCACCGACCCCUGGAGCGUAGCCUGCUUGUGCCUAUCUGCACACAGUCUGCUGGACAGCUAGGUCCCGUGAGGAGUGGCAAGGCGAGCAGGAGGAAAGACUCCUGGGACAGGCUCAGCACACGUCAGGUCAGGAAAGUCUUCUCAAUAAGAUGGCCCAGUGCCCGCAUUCUCCAGAGACCACGGGACCCAGAGGGAGCCUUCAAGCUCAGCAAUGAGGGGCUCAGAGAAAAUGUGAGAAGAAUGGCUUAUUCUCCUGGGAUCUCAGGGUACAGGUCAAUGGCUGGCCAGCUCUUAUUCCUGCUUAAUUGUCUGGGCCUUUUUGAUUCUGGGUCACCCUUGUUCACUGAGGACCUUUUUAAGUCACCGUACCCCGCUGAGGACCAAGAACUGUGAUGUAAUGAAAACCACAGGUGUUGGUCCACCUCGUUCGGAAGUAACUGACAGCCCUCCACUUAAAGGCGUCUUAUUAGGGCAGUGGCCCUCCUGGACCACUGAGAAUCCCCACUCAUGGCUGCUGUGACCGCUUAGGUCUCUGGGGAAUAUGGCAGCUGGGAUCACUGGAGACACAGGAUCUUCAGAGAAUUUUCUUGACUCCAUGAAGUGCUAUGUGGUGGCACCAUUGGAAGCAGGCUGUGUCCCUGUCUAACUGAACUCCAAGAAGAGGAAGAUAUUCCCAAAGAUUUUAUACAUCCCCCAACCGCUCUCCUUUCAGGCCCUUCUGUCCCCUCCAUACCUCUAAGGACAACUAAGAAACAGAGCAAGUAGGAAGAGGGGGAAGCGCCUUUACUAUGUGCUAAGCACAGGGCUGACAACCCACAGUCCAUUAUCUCCAGCAAGAUUACAGCCCCAGUGCUUUUGAAAAUCCCAGGACACUAUAUUUUACAUAUCAGGGAGGGGCUUAAAACAGGCGGGCAGAUUGCAGGAAUUCUAAUGCAGUUAUUUGGGACUAAAGACAGAAUAAAAGGAAAGAAAUUAUUAAAUACAUCUUCAUUUAAUACUUUAUAAGACGAGGUGUCUGCUAUUCAUUAACUCUUUCACCCAUCUCCUAAAUACAUGCCAGGGUGUGUGCUAGGUCCUGGAUGUUCAUAAAUAACACUCUUCCCCAUCUAAUGGGGUUUACAUUCUCCAUUCUGGUGGGGAGAGAGAGCCAAUAAAUAAAUAAGUGAUUUCAGGUAGUACAAUGAAAAACAUCGUUAGGACCAAGUGAUAGGGAUUAAUUGAGGCAGGAUAGACCUACUAGGUGCUCUUGAGUCUUUACUAUGUGCCAGGCACUGGGCUAAGUGCUAUUUAAAAAAAAAAAAAGGUUUUGUUUAUUCGAUCAUUUGCCUCUCGCAUGUACCCCAACCAGGAACUGAACCUGCAACCCAGGCAUGUGCCUGACCAGGAAUCAAACCAGUGACCUUUCACUUUGUGGGGUAACGUCCAACCCACUGAGCCACACUGGUCAGAGCGUGGGCUAUGUACUUUCAAGUGAGGUAUUUCACUUGGUCUUUACAAUGACCGUCCUCAUUUUACAGACGAGGAAACCACUAAGAGGCAAAAUCACUUGCCUGAGGUCACACUGCUAAUAUGUACCCGAAGCUGGGCUUUCCAAGCCUGUUCUGUCUGACUCUGAAGCCUGCCCUCUUGACCACUACCCUCUUGACCUCCUUCAGUCAAAUUCAAUUUGAUUAGAAGUAAUGUUCAACUUCUGUAACCUUACAUUUACAGAUUGCACCCUGGCUGGUCUGGCUCACUGGGUUGAAUGCCAGCCUGUGAACCAAAGGGUCACUGGUUUAAUUGCCAGUCAGGGCACAUGCCUGGGUUUCGGUCCAGGUCCCCAGGAGGGGAUGUGCCAGAGGCAACCACACAUUGAUGUUUCACUUCCUCUCUUCCUCCCUCCUUUCCCCCCUCUUCAAAAAUAAAUAAAUAAAAUGUUUUUUUAAAGCUUACCAAUUGCUGCAACCUUAAAUCAUCAUUAUUUCUCAAUGUACUUCCUUUUAUGCCCUGUAUUACUUUCCUGCAAUAAUUUUCCAUAAACCGAGUGCCUUAAAACAACAGAAGUUUAUUCUUUCACAGUUCUGAAGACUAGAAGUCUAAAAUCAAGGUGUUGACAGGACCAUGCUCCCUCCAGAGGGUCAAGGGGAGGAUUUUUUCUUGUCUCUGCCAACUUCUGGCAGCUCCUGGUGUUCCUUGGUUUGUGGCAACGUAACUCCGCCCUCUGCCUUAAUCUUCACAUGGCUUCUCCAACCCCUUUGUCUCUUUGGUCUUCUUUUAAGGACACCAAUCACUGGAUUAAGGCACAUCCUAACCCAGUAUGAUCUCAUCUUAAUUAGACAAGUGACAUCUACAAAGACUCUAUUUCCAAAUAAGGCAACAUUCACAUGUUCCAGGUAAACAUGAAGUUCUAGGGGACACUACUGAACCUAGUUGAAAUGGCAUACAUUUUUAAAGGUAAAUUUGUGGUUAUUUAAAUUGGGGGCAUGCAUUUCUUCAUUCAUUGGUGGGUUCUUUUUUCAUUUUAGCAAGGGAAAUUCUCAAAUGCAUGGCAUGAAUUGAUACUCAGUUAAUAUUUCUUUAAUAAAUACAAAAUUGCCCUGGCUGGCGUAGCUCAGUGGAUUGAGCGCGGGCCCGCAAACCAGAGUAUCACGGUUCGAUUCCCAGUCAGGCCACAUGCCUGGGUUGCAGGCCAGUUCCCAGCAGGGGAUGCAUGAGAGGCAACCAACCAUACAUUGAUAUUUCUCUCCCACUCUUUCUCCUUCCCUUCCCCUCUCUCUAUAAAUAAAUAAUUUUUAAAAAUAAAUAAAUAAAUACAAAAUUUACAGCCCUGGCUGGUGUGGUUUAGUGGACUGAGUGCCGGUCUAUGACCAAAAGGUCAUCGGUUCGAUUCCCAGUCAGGGCACAUGCCUGGGUUGCAGGUCAGGUCCCUG
Artibeus jamaicensis (Jamaican fruit-eating bat) is the source of this 4861-nucleotide messenger RNA. RefSeq names its product cannabinoid receptor 2 (gene CNR2). Bases 726 to 1808 code for a protein of 360 amino acids. The record is from RefSeq and is a predicted model, not a curated record. Gene Ontology annotation, molecular function: cannabinoid receptor activity. Gene Ontology annotation, biological process: cannabinoid signaling pathway. Lineage: Eukaryota; Metazoa; Chordata; Mammalia; Chiroptera; Phyllostomidae. The transcript is spliced from 5 exons. Gene Ontology annotation, cellular component: membrane.